AAUAAUACCACAUGCAUGAUAUAUGUAUGUGUAGGUAAAAUUAUAAUGACUUUCGAUUCAUUGUAUUGUAUACCAAAUUUACAAAGUCCAUGUAAUACCUUGAUUGCAAAAGUAUUUGUCAACAACAUUUAUUUACUAUUUCUGAUAUAAAUAUGAAUUUUGGAAAUGCAUUAUUAGCAAAUUGAUAUAUCACGCAAAAUGGACAGCAUGGAAGAUAUCAAUGCUAAGAGAGAUGCUAGAAGAAAACGAAUUUUAGAAAAUUCAGAGAAACGUUUAUUAAAAAUUACUGGUAGAAACAGUGCCAUCGUACCAGAAGCACCUUCUGUACAUACAGAUAUACCAAAUCAAACAUAUAUCCCUACAGACAUAGAAAAUAGAACUUCACAUUUUGGUUUAAAUGGUAAAAUAUCAGUUGAAGGCACUGUUAACACUUCUACUCCACUAAAACAAACAUCACACAUAUUAACAAACCGUAUAAAUUAUGUGUUGUUGGCUGUAAUUGUUAAUAUAUUAUUGAUACUACAAUUGGAUCAUCUAUUUGGACAGACAAUCACAAUACCUUAUUUUCCAAUAAUGUUAGGACGUCUUUAUAACUAUAAAAAUAUGCAGGAGAUGCAAGACAAUAGUUUGUUAUAUCCUGCAUUAAUUUUAUGCAACAUUAAACCUGAGUUAACCUACCAACUAAAAAGAUUCAUAACAAUAGUUCAUAUGAUAUUAGAAGAUUUAGCUUUGUAUAUUUUCAGCUUUACCCUUAUACAUUACGGACUUUUAUAUUGUUUGCAUAAUACAAGCAUUUUAGUUGGUUUAAACACAUGAAUAAUGUCAUUGUAUAUGAAAUAUAAAUACACAGGUCAUUCUAA
Messenger RNA from Osmia bicornis bicornis, 860 nucleotides. RefSeq lists its product as uncharacterized. The transcript is spliced from 5 exons. NCBI's taxonomy places the organism in Eukaryota, Metazoa, Arthropoda, Insecta, Hymenoptera, Megachilidae. Bases 199 to 816 code for a protein of 205 amino acids. The record is from RefSeq and is a predicted model, not a curated record.